AUGGAUAUAUUUAGAAUAUUAACAAGAGGUGCCCAAGUUAAACAAGGUAAAACAAAGAAUGAUUACUCAUUAAAAGAAGAUAAACAUGAUGAUAAUAUAUUAUAUCAAGUAGAAAAAGAAACAGAUUUUUUUCAUACUAAAAAACAUAAUACGCUGGUAAAUAAUAAAGAAGUUGCAAAAGAUAAUCAAGAUGAUGAAGAUGAAAUACCUCCAUUAGAAUUGAUAUCCGAAGAAGAUGCUAAAAAAUUUAGGAACUUACAUAAAUCAAAAGUUACUGGUAGUGAUAUUCCAAUACCUAUUGGAUCAUUUCAAGAUUUAAUCGGAAGGUAUAAAAUUAAUAAAAGAAUAUUGAAUAAUUUAAUCGAUGCUAAUUUUACAGAACCUACUCCUAUUCAAUGUGAAUCUAUUCCAAUUACAUUAAAUAAUCGAGAUUUAAUAGGUUGUGCACCUACUGGGUCAGGUAAAACAUUAGCAUUUAUAAUACCUUUAAUACAACAAUUAAAUACAAAAGUGGACAAGAAUUAUGGUAUCAGAGGGCUUAUCAUAUCUCCAACUAAUGAAUUGGCAUCUCAAAUAUUUCAAGAAUUGGAAAUAUUAACGAAAGGUACAAAUUUAAGUAUUUCAAUACUAUCUAAAUCAUUAGCAAAUAAGAUUAAUAACAAAAUUAUAAAUUCAAAUAAAUAUGAUAUUAUAGUUUCCACCCCAUUAAGAUUAAUUGAUUUAUUAAAAACUGGAAAUUUACAAUUUAAUAGACUUGAACAAUUAAUUAUUGAUGAAGCUGAUAAAUUAUUUGACCAAGGAUUUGCAGAACAAACUGAUGAAAUAUUGAGUCAUUGUAAUUCAACUAUAAGGAAAUCUAUAUUCUCAGCAACUAUCCCAUCUGGAGUUGAAGAAAUGGCUCACUCAAUAAUGAAAGAUCCAAUAAGAGUAAUAGUAGGUCAUAAAGAAGGUGCAGCACAAACAAUUGAACAAAAAUUAAUAUUCACCGGGAAUGAAGAAGGUAAAUUAUUAGCAAUUAGACAGAUGAUUCAACAAGGUGAAUUUAAACCACCAAUUAUAAUAUUUUUACAAUCUAUAACUAGAGCAAAAGCAUUAUUUCAUGAAUUAUUAUAUGAUAAAUUAAAUGUUGAUGUUAUUCAUGCUGAAAGAACAGCAAAACAAAGAGAAGAAGUAAUUAAACGAUUUAAGAAUGGCGAUAUUUGGGUAUUAAUAACUACUGAUGUUUUAGCAAGAGGUGUUGAUUUUAAAGGUGUUAAUUUAGUUAUAAAUUAUGAUGUUCCACAAUCUGCACAAGCAUAUGUUCAUAGAAUUGGUAGAACUGGACGUGGUGGUAAAUCAGGUAAAUCAGUUACAUUUUUUACAAAAGAAGAUGAUAAAGCAGUUAAACCGAUAAUUAAUGUAAUGAAACAAUCAGGAUGUGAAGUAAAAGAUUGGAUGGAAAAUCUAGGUAAAUUAUCAAAGAAUGAAAAGAAACUGAUUAAACAGAAUGAAAUUAAAAGGAAGAAGAUUUCAACUGUCCCUAAAAUUAUAAAACAGAAACGAAAACAAAAACAACAAAUGAUUGAAGCUUCAAAGAAAAGAAAAGCUGAAAUAGAUAAUUAA
Molecule: messenger RNA, 1602 nt
Organism: Insectozyma verbasci
Lineage: Eukaryota; Fungi; Ascomycota; Pichiomycetes; Serinales; Debaryomycetaceae
Source: the annotation of a GenBank genome assembly